AUGGCCUCGAUUACCUCAGCGAGCGCUUCCUCUGCUCUUGCCCCUGUCGUUGCCACCGGCUCGGGCUCUGAAGCCAAUCCCAAAUCGGCGACUUGGGUGUUUGGGUACGGCUCGAUCAUCUGGCGUCCCGACUUUGAGUUUGCCGAGAAGCGCACCGGGUGGGUGAACGACCACACGCGGCGGUUCUGGCAGGGCUCGCCCGACCACCGCGGGCAGCCCGGUGCUCUUGGCCGUGUGCUCACGCUCGUGCCGGAGCUGGGCUCAGAAUGCUGGGGUGUCUGCUACCGCCUGCCCAAGGAGAAGGAGGACGAUAUCAUGGCCGCGCUCGACUAUCGGGAACGUGGCGGCUACGUCCGCAUCAAUGUCCCCUUCGAGUAUGAGGUGUCGCGUGGCGUCACCGAGAAGGUCACCGCCAUCACGUACAUUGCCUCGCCCGAUAACAAGUACUACCUCGGCCCCGUGCCGAUGGAGGACAUGGUGAGGCAGAUCUACUUUGCCCGCGGUGAGAGCGGCAAGAACAUCGACUACGUUCUCAAUCUUGCCCGACACCUCGAGACUAUGGGCCUGGCCGACGACCACAUCCAUGAACUGGCGGUGCAGCUCGAAAGCCGUGCGGCCAAGGAAGCCAUUCCAGCCCAGCUGCAGAGCCCCGUCCAGACCACAACCCAGGUCAUUGCCUAG
Molecule: messenger RNA, 681 nt
Organism: Trichosporon asahii var. asahii CBS 2479
Lineage: Eukaryota; Fungi; Basidiomycota; Tremellomycetes; Trichosporonales; Trichosporonaceae
Product: ChaC-like family protein
Exons: 1
Coding region: 1-681 (226 amino acids)
Biological process (GO): glutathione catabolic process
Cellular component (GO): cytoplasm
Molecular function (GO): gamma-glutamylcyclotransferase activity; glutathione specific gamma-glutamylcyclotransferase activity
Source: RefSeq, a predicted model, not a curated record